AUGUCUUCACCAAAGGACGCUCGCUUAGAAGCUCGCCAAACCCUUUUCAAGGAAGGCAUCGAAAUCCGCCGCCAAGUAACCGGCGCCGACCAUGUCGAGCGCUCAUGGGCCAAUGUCUCUGAUUUCUCCCGCCCGAUGCAAGAGCUCGCCACAGAAGCAGGCUGGGGUUUGAUCUGGGGCCGGCCUGGCCUUGACCGCCACACGCGCUCGCUACUGAACCUGGCUAUGUUGCUUGCGCUGGGAAAGAGCACUGAGUUGGGGGUACAUGUCAAAGGGGCGUUGAAUAACGGCUGCUCGGAGAUAGAGAUCCAGGAGACGCUAUUGCAGGCGUCGAUCUAUGCUGGGCUGCCAGCUGGGCUGGAAGGCUUUCGGGUCGCACAGAGGGUGCUAGACGAGGUAAAGGAGGAAAGAAGCAAGAAAGGGGAUAAAUGA
This is a messenger RNA of Pseudomassariella vexata, 432 nucleotides long. Its product is annotated as 4-carboxymuconolactone decarboxylase. Gene Ontology annotation, molecular function: peroxiredoxin activity. The transcript has a single exon. NCBI's taxonomy places the organism in Eukaryota, Fungi, Ascomycota, Sordariomycetes, Amphisphaeriales, Pseudomassariaceae. The coding region runs from base 1 to 432 and encodes 143 amino acids. The record is from RefSeq and is a predicted model, not a curated record.